AUGAGGCAGCGCAGAUGGCUAGAGGUGUUGAAGGACUAUGAUAGCAAGAUGUUCUACCAUCCUGCUAAAGCUAAUGCGGUGGCUGAUGCUUUAAGUAGGAAGUCUUGUGGUGGUGAGGCCGAGCCUGAGGAGCUUAUAGAACAGACGUCGCAGCAGUUUGCCAUUGUGCGAAUUAGUGAGGUAAUGACCGAUAGACCUCCGGUUAUUGCAGCACUUUUGAUUCAGCCUCUAUGUAAUGACAUAAUUAGAAUGGCGCAAGAGAAUGAUCAUGAAUUGCAGGACAGUAUUGAUGGGGCCAGACAUAGGGAAGCAUCUCGGUACUACUUGACUGAAGAUGGGAUAUUGAAGACUGGUAAUGGAAGAACAAUCAUUACUAAUGAUGCUGAGUUGAGAAGAGGUAUUCUUGAUGAAGCUCAUCAGACGUGA
This is a messenger RNA of Alnus glutinosa, 426 nucleotides long. RefSeq lists its product as uncharacterized. Bases 1 to 426 code for a protein of 141 amino acids. The record is from RefSeq and is a predicted model, not a curated record. Lineage: Eukaryota; Viridiplantae; Streptophyta; Magnoliopsida; Fagales; Betulaceae. The transcript has a single exon.